Messenger RNA from Echinococcus granulosus, 1143 nucleotides. RefSeq names its product Translocating chain-associated membrane protein. Gene Ontology annotation, cellular component: endoplasmic reticulum membrane. The record is from RefSeq and is a predicted model, not a curated record. Lineage: Eukaryota; Metazoa; Platyhelminthes; Cestoda; Cyclophyllidea; Taeniidae. The transcript is spliced from 10 exons. Gene Ontology annotation, biological process: SRP-dependent cotranslational protein targeting to membrane, translocation; protein insertion into ER membrane. Bases 1 to 1143 code for a protein of 380 amino acids.
AUGCCCGUGCCGAAGAAGAAGAGUAAGAAUACUUCCUAUUUCUCGCAUGAUUUUAUCAUUGCGAAUCAUGGAGAUAUCGUAAGCGUCAUCGCCAUGAUUUUUAUUGGUGGUAUGCUAUUCCCGGGUCCUUCACGAGCAGCUUCCCUGUUUGUAGCAAUGCAGCAUAAUGCAAGCAACGAAACUUGUAAUAUAGGGGUUGACAGCAUGUCGGAUGUCCUCUACACAACAGGACGGUAUGAUCUACUGGCUGUUUUCUUUUAUACACUGAUUUGUAUAAUUGUACAUGCCGUUAUACAAGAAUACAUAUUGGAUAAAAUGUCCAAAAAGCUCCACCUUCCUCGAUUCAUGCAAUCCAAGUUCAAUGAAUCUGGCCAGCUCCUCUUCUUUUACGUAUUUUCUGUCUAUUGGGCUGUUUACGCUCUUAUAAAUGAGCGCUUUUUGACGAGCUUAGAUGGACUCUGGUCGGGUUACCCUCAUGCUGUCAUGCCUUUUUGGAUUAAAGUAUUCUUCAUUGUGCAGAUAAGUUACUGGGUGCACAACUUUCCAGAACUUUAUUUCCAGAAGGUUAAAAAAAGUGAAAUGACAAAUCGGGUAUUUUAUUCUUCACUCUUCCUUAUUGGCGUUUCUGCAGGAUAUUUCAUGAACUUUUCCAAACUUACGAUGAUUCUGGUUAUCUUGCAUUACGUAACUGAUUCAUUCUUCCACUUUUCACGUCUAAUGAAACUCUAUGGCCAUGUGGCAGCUGUCAACUUCGGGUUUGCGGUGUAUAAUGGACUAUACAUCGUUUCUCGCAUUAUGUGUUCUGUGCUAGCCUUCCUCACGUUCUAUUACGGUUUACCUCAGCAUAGCAUCCCGACCAUGAAUAUUGUCAGUGGAAAUUUUAACACCUGGAUUAUCCGGUUGAACUGUAUGAUGUUCGUACUGCUUACCCAAGCUCACAUGGUGUGGACUUUCAUCAACUACCACUUCACCAAAAUGCGUGAAAGGAAAGCUCAACAACAUACAAAUAGUGUGUACAUUACGAACAACGAUCUACAAAAACGCAAAGAAAAGCAGCAAAAGAAGGCCAAACAAGAGGAUGCAAGGGAAUCCCUUGAAUACAGCAAUAACGGCGUCAAGCAAAAGAAGCAAAAGGCACAAUAA